AUGACCUAUAUCCUUGUGGGUGGCGAGGGGCUAGUUUGCCCGCUUGCGCUGGAAAACAACGAUUCCGAUAGGAGUUGCGCGAACCGAAACGAGCGCAGAGUCCGUCGACCGCGUCUAAAUCCAGCCAAGGUCCCCGGCUGGAGGGCGCUGCGUCCGAGCGGCAUUGCGCCGGCCGCACUUAGGGCUUGCGUCGAGUGCCUGGGCCUGACCUACCGCAACUGCGUCGCACUUGCGGAUUGGGAAACCGAAAUAACCGGGACGUCAGCUGCUCGCAGCGUGCAUCGACUUCCGCAUUACUUUCCCAUCGGCGCUAUCGACGCGCCCCGAAAAACGAUACGGCGUGCGGCGCUCCACGAGUCCGGAACCGUCGCCCCGGCACCAUUUGAGUCUCGCCGCGUACUCCCCGCAUCCAAAGCGCUGCACCGCACGUCGAUUGGCACAACCGGCUUCCCGUUGCGUAAGCCGGCGACGCAGGUCACCGAUCCCGCACCGCACAAUUGGGCCGCCCAAAAAUGUGUCAAGUUGAAACCGGGUCGUUCACCCCGCCCUGCUGUGUUUACGUUAUCCUCCUUCGCGCGGCGGAACGGCCGAUGGUGCUUUUUGCCGCUCCCGAGCGGAACGCGCCGCGAUGAAGAUAGCGUCGCAUCGCAAUUCGGAAUUUGUCUUCCACCGGAG
Messenger RNA from Iphiclides podalirius (scarce swallowtail), 675 nucleotides. The record is from the annotation of a GenBank genome assembly. Lineage: Eukaryota; Metazoa; Arthropoda; Insecta; Lepidoptera; Papilionidae.